This is a messenger RNA of Castor canadensis (American beaver), 1164 nucleotides long. RefSeq names its product olfactory receptor 10AD1. NCBI's taxonomy places the organism in Eukaryota, Metazoa, Chordata, Mammalia, Rodentia, Castoridae. Gene Ontology annotation, biological process: G protein-coupled receptor signaling pathway. Gene Ontology annotation, molecular function: G protein-coupled receptor activity; olfactory receptor activity. Gene Ontology annotation, cellular component: membrane. The record is from RefSeq and is a predicted model, not a curated record.
AUGAGCAGCUGGGUUGCAGCAAAACCAUUGCACCUCACUAUACCCUUGGAUUUCUCUUCUGAGUCUGAAACCAGCACAGCCAAUGUUAUCCUCAGUGUGUGCCGAAGUCCAAGGACAAGGUCCCAGACAUUGGACUUAAGCAACAAUAGCACAGUAACAGAGUUGAUCCUUGUGGGAUUUGAGCAGAGUUCCCCUUCCACUUGGGCAUUGCUCUUCACCCUCUUCCUAGCCCUCUAUAGCCUUGCCAUGGCCAUGAAUGGCCUCAUCAUCUUCAUCAUGUGGACAGACCCCAGACUCAAUAGCCAAAUGUACUUCUUCCUUGGCCACCUGUCAUUCCUGGAUAUCUGCUUCAUCACCACCACCAUCCCACAGAUACUGGUCCACCAGGUAAUCUGUCUCCUUUGACUCUUGAAUGGAGACACUGUCUCCUUUGUCUCUUGAGUGGCCCAGAUGUAUUUGGUCUUCUUCAUGGGUGUGGACGAGUGCAUCCUUUUGGCUUUUAUGGCUUAUGACCAUUAUGUUAUUAUCUUCCACCAACUUAACUAUGCCCAGAUCAUGAGUCACCAGGUCUGUGUAGUCUGUGGGUCUUUUCUAGACUUUUGGGCUAUAAAUGGCAUCUUUCUUGAGUACAUGUCAUUCCGGAAUUCCUUUUGCAAAGACAACCAUAUUGAAAACUUCUUCUGUGAGGCUCCCAUAUUGAUUGCCCUCUCCUGUGGGGACACUCGGGUCAGCAUGAAGUUCAUCUUUGCCGAUGCCACUGUGGUGCUGCUUAGUCCCAUGGUGCUCAUUAUCACCUCCUAUGCCUGCAUCCUGGUCUCCAUCCUCUGCAGAGCCUCCUCCUCAAGUCUGGGGAAGCCCUUCUCCACUUGUGCCUUCCAACUAACUGUGGUCAUCUGUUUCUACACCUCGGCUAUGUUCUCAUACAUGAAUCCCUGCAGCACAAGUGGGCCUGACAAAGACAAGCCUUUGUCCCUCCUCUACACCAUAAUCACCCCCAUGUGCAACCCCAUCAUUUACAGUUUCCACAACAAGAAAAUGAAGGGUGCCAUGAGGAGGGCCUGUGGGAGAACCAGCCUGGCCCAGGUAGUCUGUCUAGCAGGAAGGCCCCUGGAGAAGAAGCUCCCUCUUCUGGGGUGGGAAAGGUUGCCUCUUUCCCAGCCUUGA